AUGAAAGUCAAAACCUGUGCCGUACAGAUUAGUGAUCCCGUAGAAAACGGAUCGCCGCGAACGUCUGCCAAUGACGUCGAGAUUUACGGGGAGACUCGUGUAAACCGCUCUCAUAAUGUAUCGUCUUACAUCCCUGCCCAACACAUUCUUUUAUUUAUGUUCUCUGCGCGUAACAGGAGGGUCGGGAACAAUAGGCCGAUUCACUCCGAGGCUUUUAUUUGGCCGGAAGAGACGGCCCCGAGAGCUGCCCCCCGGCCACGCCCAGGCAGGACCCCAGGCCACGCGGUCAGAGGCCCUCCAGCGCCCGUGCACCACCCAUGUUGUGACGUCAUGAUAAAAGAACAAAACAUAUUGCCAGCUUCUGUUACAGAUUAUCGCCAUAAUGAUAACGCGAUUCCAUCGGCAUACAAUACCAGCAUGCAACACAAGCCUUCCCACAAAGGAGAAACGCACAUCCGCCGCCGCACGUACUGGAUCACGGUGCAGGACGUGAACGACGAGCCGCCCCGCUUCAACGCCAGCAGCGUGCUCGAGGUGGAGCUUCCGGAGCGCACGGAGGUCGGCAAGGACACGGGCAUCAAGCUGGUCGUCCUCGAUCCCGACGUCGUCAACCACAACGAGUUCCAGAUCGUGGAAGGCAACGAUUACCAUAAAUUCCGGAUCGACGCGACAACCGGUGACGUGUUGGUCAACCAGCCUCUGGAUUACGACUUCCCGGUCAACGACAGGAAUUUCACGAUGAGGGUGCGGCUGUCCGACGGCGCCAACCAGCCCGCGGAGACGGUCAUCACCAUCGCCGUCACCAACGACAACGACCAGCAGCCCGUCUUCGUCCCCACCAACUACAACUUCACCGUCACCGAGAACGUCAACUGCAGCAUCCAGAUCGGGAAGGUGACAGCCAAUGACCCCGACCUGCCGAUCACCGCCGACCAGAAUAUCCAGUACUUCUUGUCGACCGAAGACGAGAGAAAUUUCACCAUCACGGAGAAAACGGGAGACCUCACUCUCAAGGGCUGCUUGGACCGCGAGGCCGCCAACCGGGGGACGAUGACGCUCUAUCCCUACGCCAUGGACGAGGGCGGGACAGGCCUGGACGCCAUCCCCGCGACGGUCAUCAUCAACAUCAACGACGUGAAUGACAACCACCCUUAUAUUCAGAGCCCGGACGACAGCUACGCCGUCCUGAUGGAGAACCGCGAGCCCAACAGCCCAGGACACAGGGUGGUGAUCCAGCUGGACGACUGGGACAGCGACGAGAACGGCUGCCCUUGCACCCUCGCCUUCGACCAGAACACGCCUUCGGAUAUUAUGCAGAAGUUCGAAGUCACGGGAGGGACCAACUCCCAGUACGAGCUGCGGCCCAAAGUGGUACUGGACCGCGAGCAGCAGAAGGUGUACCGCAUCCCGUUCCGCACCAAGGACCGCUGGGGCGUCGCCGGCACGCGCGUCCUCUCGCUCGAGGUCGGCGACGAGAACGACUCCCCGAUGACGGACGGAGAGAGCGCCAUCAACGUCUAUAAUUAUCAGGGCCAGUUUCCAGACAUCGUGAUCGGUUCCGUGUACGUCACCGAUCUCGACGAUCAUGACGUCACCGACAAGAUCUUCGAGCUCGACCCGUCCUCGCCCUCUGACGGGACGUACUUCGAGGUCAACCUUAACACGGGCAACAUCACCAUGAAGAAGGGCACGCCGGAGGGCACGCACUCGCUCAGGGUCAAGGUAACCGACACCUUCCGCGACGAGACGGCCAUCGGCACGGUCAACAUCCACGUGGUCGACCUGACGGAGGAGGCGGUCAUGCAGUCGGGCUCCUUCCGCGUCGCCAACCACACCGCCCACGACAUCGUCAAGCUGAGUGAGUCCGGCGGCGCCAGCCUGUACGCGCGCCUUCGUGAGCGCAUCGGCCGAGUGCAUGGCAUCGCCGCCGAGAACGUGGACGUGUUCGGCCUGAAGGACGUGGCGGACGGCGUGGACGUGCGCUACAACUGCCACAGUUCGCCCUACUACACGGCGGCGCGCCUCGACGGUCUCAUGCUGGCGUCGCGGGAGCAGAUAAUGGCUGACCUGGGCAUCAGCAUCCCGCUGGUGGACAUCAAUAGCUGCCUGUACGAGUCGCUGUCGCCGUGCCAGGAGAAGUCGUGCCAGCACACGCUGCGCCCGAACCUGACGUCCCCGCUGGUCGUUGCGUCCGACGUCACCACGAUGGUCGGGGUGGACAUCGCCGACGACUACACGUGCGACUGCGGCGCCCUGGAGCCCCCGCACACGGUGUGCCACGACGGCUACUGCCUCAACGGCGGCACCUGCGUCGAGGCCAACCAGACGCUGGUGUGCGAGUGCCCCGACAGCGCCAACUACGGGCCGCGCUGCGAGCUCACCAACGCGCGCUUCGAGAUGGGCUUCGCGUGGUACGAUGCGCCCAAGGUGUGCGACAACUCGUCCUUCUCCAUGGCCUUCGAGACGCGGGACCCCGACGGCUUGCUGCUCUACGCCGGCCCCAUGCUGACCAAGCCGUGGCCGGACUACCCGAAGGACUUCAUCUACGUGGUCCUCAGGAACUGGGUCCUGGAGGCGUACCUCGACCUCGGCUCGGGCACCGUCGGGAUGAAGGUCAACCUCGAGCAGAACAGCAAGCGCUCCUUCGAUUUCUUCCUCUCGUGGACCGACGACGGCAUCAGCCUCGAGGUGCCCAACUGCCUCGGCAACAGCAGCUCCUCCGCGACCGCCUGCAAGAAGACGACGCCCCUGCCCGGCACCAUCAGCCCCAGCGUCCUGCUCAACACGCCGGGGCCCCUGCAGCUGGGGGGCGUGGUGGACACCAUGCCCUCCUUCGAGGAACUGGCCUCCUCCUACGAGUGGACGAUCGUGCCGCCCGUAGUGCAGCCCAUCUUCGGCUGCGUCCUCGAGGUCCGCUACAACGACUACCUCUACGACCUCAACUCCACCGACUACACCAGAUCCACGUACCUGCCGUGCAACGCCCCCACGCCCGCCAAGGUCAUCCUGGGCCAGCAGUCGAUCAUCAUCAUCGUGGUCAGCCUGUCGUGCCUCAUACUGCUCGUCCUCCUCAUCCUGUGUCUGGCGCGUCGGGGCAAGAAGACGAUAUCCCACCCCGAGCUGGACGGCAUCGUCAAGGAGACCAUCGGGGGCACUGACCUCGAGGGCUACGGGGAGAAGGACAUGACCCAGUAUGACCUCAAGCUCCUGCGGGUCGGGCCGGAUGGUCACCUGUUCAAUGACACGGACCCUCAGAAACACCCCGACGAUUCAUUCCAAGCCCAGCCGAUACUGCUACACGACGACCGCCGCCGCCCUCCUGACGUCGUGGACGAUCGCCGGCAGGAGCGCGUGGCCCCCUUGGCUCAGAUGCCGGAUGGCCUUAGCAUCGGGGAUUUCAUCAACGACAACAUCAGGAAGGUGGACAAGGAGCCGACUGACUUCGAUGAUGUCCGCCAUUACUGCUUCGAGGGAGAUGAGAUGUCUAUCGCUUCCCUGUCUUCCAUCGACUCCAGCGCCUCCACGGACAGCGGCAGCCAUGCCUUCGACUACGCCAACGACUGGGGUCCUCGCUUCGAGAAGCUCAACCAGAUCUACCGCCGCGACUCGGACGAGGAGGAGGACAGCGAGUUCGACUUCAACAUCCCGAAGGGGCGCAAGAGGGACACGCUCCCCGGCGGGAAGCCCAAGGGCUCCUCCCCCGCUCAGUCCCCUGCUGACGGCGACGCUCAACGGCCGGGGCGCCCUCGGGACGGGCCCUCGGUCACCUUCGCCACGCCGGAGACGCAGGGCAGCCGGGAGGGCCUGCUGCCGGAGUCGCCGCCGCGCCGGGACUACCACGAGGCCGUCAACCCCAUGGCGGACCUGGACGAGACGGAGGGCGCCGAGUCCUGGUGCUAGAGCAGGCGGUCGGGUCGGGUCGGGUCGGGUCGGGUCGGGUCGGGAGCAGGUCGAGUCGGAGGGAAUGAAACUAAAAGGGAAAAAUAAUGGCGUGGAUAACAGAAAGACCAGGUGUAUGUAGCAUGUUCUAAAGUCGCCUCGUGCAUCGAAGGUGAUUCUGCAUUUAGAGUUAUAAGUCACGUCAGAGGGAAAAGAAUAAUAAAAAAAAGAAGUUUAUAAGUCGCUGACGUUCUGGAAACUUAUGUGUGACCCUUGUGUGACGCGGGACAUUAUUACCUUUAUUAUGGCUUCCCCUCAAAAAAAAAAAAGAGAGAGAAAAAAAAACCGCACCAAUUAUUUCGAUCACAACGCAUCCAUCACCCUCUCCCCCCCCCCCCCCCUCCAUCUACCCCGACCUCAUGACCUUUGACCUGCCUAAGAAAAAAAAGUAUGCCCUCGACCGUGCGGAGGUGUGUGCCU
Molecule: messenger RNA, 4359 nt
Organism: Penaeus chinensis
Lineage: Eukaryota; Metazoa; Arthropoda; Malacostraca; Decapoda; Penaeidae
Product: neural-cadherin-like
Exons: 19
Coding region: 1-3900 (1299 amino acids)
Biological process (GO): cell morphogenesis; homophilic cell-cell adhesion; adherens junction organization
Cellular component (GO): adherens junction; catenin complex; plasma membrane
Molecular function (GO): cadherin binding; calcium ion binding
Source: RefSeq, a predicted model, not a curated record